CGCGUCUGCGCAUCCGGUUCGCUUUUGUUGCGGGCAGCACCAGGACUGGCUUCCUUCCCCCCUUCACCUGCUUGCAGGCACUGCCGUCCCGGAAUCAUGCAGCUCCGCGGAGAGAUGUGCAUCGGCUCUGCCACACUCUUAUCAUUGACGGCGCUGCUAUGCCUCAUUUUCAUGCAUGUCGGACAAAUCAACACGUCUUCCGUCCCCAGAGGCAUAGCUAUGAUCAGAGUUAACAUGUCUGGCUAUGGAGAUGGGCUAUACGCGGCUCUCAGCGAUCCCAUUGAAGGCUUAUACACGGCCAACGCUUCGGCACCACUCCAGCAGCGGGCAGGGUUGCGCAACCAUUACGAUUGGGGGUUGUAUGGCUACUGUGCCUACGUCAACUCGUCGGCCGGCACCUGUUCCAAUAUGACCGCAGCGAACCGGUUCCAACCGUACGAAGUCAUCACUUCGGACAUGCUCGGGAAUUACUCGAGUUUCACGGACUACAUCAUAACGUCCAGCACGUUCAUAGAUUCUCCUUACCUGGGGAACUUCACGAAUGGGGCAUAUUACGUGCUCCUGCUUGGUACCAUUUGCGCCGCGUUAGCGUUAAUAUGUGGCAUGCUAAAACACCCUCUUGCCUUCCUCGUUUCGACCGCCUUUGCUAUCAUUGGUAGCGCAUUUCUUCUCAUUGGGGCGGCCAUUUGGACUGUCAUCAUCAAGAAGGCCGAGUCGAUCAAUGGGUUCAUGGUUGGCAAUGCGUCAGAUCCCACACCUCUAGGUAUCACAGUCUCUAUGGGUAAUGCGAUAUACCUCGCAUGGGCAGCAUUCGCGACUCUACUCGCUUCCAUCAUACCUUAUAUGAUCAGCUGUUGCACUUUCCGCGGCUGAACCCUACGUGCUUGCGAGACCACUAUCCUCUGAAUCGAAAACAAGCGAGCAACGCGGAGGCAUCAUCUACACUGCUGCAUGUACCGAAGUUUUCUUACGACACGGGACGCCUACAUACGAAUGAAGUAACUUGUAUUUAUAUCUAAUGCCGUGGACAACAAAAUGUCGUUGAUGCUGGAUUUUCAUCUUCACAUUGGUAUACGUGGGCUGUAAGGCGUCACGCCAGGCUUGUGCAAUGAUCAGUGCAACUGGCAAGGAAAAGUGCGUGUCGACAAGAACCAAAACACUAGCCCACCGCGAGGGUCGAACUCGCAGCCUUCAGAUUGCCUGCCUACAGACAUUGUAAGAGUCUGACGC
Fomitopsis serialis is the source of this 1230-nucleotide messenger RNA. Its product is annotated as actin cortical patch SUR7/pH-response regulator pali. The record is from RefSeq and is a predicted model, not a curated record. Lineage: Eukaryota; Fungi; Basidiomycota; Agaricomycetes; Polyporales; Fomitopsidaceae. Gene Ontology annotation, biological process: fungal-type cell wall organization. The transcript is spliced from 7 exons. Bases 97 to 873 code for a protein of 258 amino acids. Gene Ontology annotation, cellular component: plasma membrane; cell cortex of cell tip.